AUGAGACACGAAGGUCUUACAAAGGCGCAGAGCUCCCUCCUUUCCCAGGCCCGUAUCGGGGAUAUAGGCCUCCGGGACUACCUGUUCAGGGUGAAAGUCCCGGAGGUCCGCACCCCCUAUUGCGAGUGCGGGAGAGGCAGGGAGACGGUGGAGCACUUGGUGGUUUGGUGCCCCGACCCGCCGUUACAAAGGCCGUGGGACGGCAGAGAGAUUCGGUCACAUCGGGACCUACAAACCGUAUUACGGGGAGCUGGCCAGAAGGCUGGAGCUAGAAACAGUGGAUGGGGAGGGCUAGAGGGCCCGGAGGCCGGCAAAGGGCCUCCUUUCUUUUGCAACGGAGGAAUUAAGGGUCAGUUCGCCGCGACGAUUAACGAUCUUCAGGCUCAUCUUCAGGCCCACGCCCGGAGGCUUGGUUUAGCUGUCAUCCGACGUAACGGAGGCAACUAUCGGGAAGAUCCAAAGAAACUCACGCGCUACAAGAUCUGCUGCGACCGUGACGCUAUUCGCAAGGCUGAAGGUUUUGGCAACCGCAAGACAGGCAGCUCAAAGAACGAUUCCCCCUACUUCUUCCCUCUUUCUCGCUGCACCAUUUACCUCUUGCAGACGAAUCUCCUCCAGACCAUCUCAAAGCAUAAGGCCAUCCGAUCACGUGAGGCAGCUUUCAUCGUUAGAGAUGCUGUGCCUGGGUCUCUCGUCAAACAAGAAGACAUCGACAACGCCCGCCAGCGCCUACGUCACACUGCGCUUAGCGGUAGGACCGCUGUCCAACAGUUCAUCAGCAUCCUUAUCGACAUGGGCUACAAGCAUCGCAUCCAGUGGGCCGAAGAGGACCCUACCCGUCCUGUUGCCUUCGUCUGGACUUACCCGUGGUGUGAAAGUAUGUGGAAGAGAUUUCCAGAGGUCAUCGGCUUAGACAACACCUACAAGACCAACCGCUUCAAGAUGCCGCUCUUCCAGGUUACUGGCACAACAGAUAUUGGCUCCUUAUAUAACUGUGCCUUCGGUCUCGUGUCAACUGAACGCUGCAACGGCUACAAUUUUCUCCUUGAGUCUAUCGAAUCGAUUCGGGCCGAAAUCUACGCCGAGCGUCCUAAGGUCGCGAUUACUGACUUUGAAGAUGCCUUACGGUCAUCCGUUAUGGACAUCUGGCCUGACACUCAACUUCAACUCUGCAUCUUCCACAUUAACCAGAACGUCAGCCUCAAUGUCAAACGGAAGUGGAAAGGGCCUGGCGGCCCUGCUGAAGACAAGAGAUCUCAACGAGCCCUAUUGAAAGCUGUUGGUCAGAGAAUUCCUGCUGCAAGCGUGCCCACGCGGCAUCAAAGUCCUCCUCUGUGUUGGGCUCCCACUAGUGCCCCGCGCCUCCAUCAACGCCAUUGCCAGAACUAA
Molecule: messenger RNA, 1389 nt
Organism: Chaetomium globosum CBS 148.51
Lineage: Eukaryota; Fungi; Ascomycota; Sordariomycetes; Sordariales; Chaetomiaceae
Exons: 6
Coding region: 1-1389 (462 amino acids)
Source: RefSeq, a predicted model, not a curated record